AUGAAAUACAAUAUUGUAAUUUUGUUGCUUUGGUCAUUUUUUGCCGCAUCUGUUAAACUUGAAGCACAAGCAUGGUCACUUUCAGAAGUUGAAAUCCAAGCCAAAUUGAAACUUCUCAACAAGCCUGCAGUGAAAACGAUCAAGAGUAAAGAUGGAGAUAUUAUUGAUUGCGUCAGCAUCUACAAACAACCUGCAUUUGAUCAUCCUAUUUUAAAAAAUCACAAAAUUCAGAAAAUACCAACAUUUUUUCAAGAAUCACAAUAUUCAAGUGAAAAACAUGCUUUCAAAGAAAACAUUGAGGUGUUUCAGACAUGGCAGAAAAGUGGAAAUUGUCCGAACGGAACUGUUCCCAUUCGAAGAAUUUUAAAGAAUGAUUUAUUGAGAGCUGCUUCUGUUGAUCAUCACUUUGGAUUAAAACCUCCACCAUUGUUUGUGAAUUCCACAAACACGAAUUUCUCCGAAUCCAGUAGCUCCUUCGCAGUUAUUUCGGAAAAUCAUUCGGGAGUACAUAUCCAAAGUACAUCAGGAUCAGGUUACAUAGGUGCACAAGGUGAUAUUAAUACUUGGAAUCCAAAGGUUCAAUUAGCAGGUGAUUCAACAACUGCUCAAAUGUGGCUUAAGUCUGGAAAUGGUUUCGAUUUUGAAAGCAUAGAAGCUGGCUGGACGGUGAAUCCAACGUUAUAUGGUAACAAUGACACUCGAUUGUUUUCCUAUUGGACUAAAGAUUCAUAUAAAUCAACAGGUUGCUAUGAUCUCACUUGCUCUGGAUUUGUCCAAACGUCCAAUGUUAUUACUCUUGGUGCUGCCUUAAUACAUGUAUCAACUGAUUCUGGUCCACAAACUGGCUUCACUGUUAAAAUAUUUUUGGAUGAGUUAGGGCACUGGUGGCUUAGUGUGGCAAAUUAUAACACAUCUAUAGUUAUAGGUUAUUGGCCAGUUGAAUUAUUUGCCUCUUUGCAACAUAGUGCCUCAGUGGUUCAAUGGGGUGGACAAGUGAUUAGUUCACAACUCAAACAUAGAACCCCUCACACAAAAACAGAAAUGGGCAGUGGACACUUGGCAGAUGGUGGAUAUGGUCAUUCAUGCUUUAUAAAUAGUUUAAGGGUUAAAGAUUAUUCACAAAUGCUCAAAUAUCCAGAAUCUACAACUGUAGCUGCUCAAGAACCCAAUUGUUAUAAUUUUUUCAAUGAUGUUAAAGAUGGUCAAGAACCUGCCUUUUAUUUUGGAGGACCUGGACCCUCUUGUGUUUGAAUUUUCUUUUAAAUUUAGUGGAUUUUACUAUCAUUGUAUCAUAUAUGGUGUUACUUAUGUACCCAAAAAAAUUGGUUUUA
Molecule: messenger RNA, 1331 nt
Organism: Trifolium pratense (red clover)
Lineage: Eukaryota; Viridiplantae; Streptophyta; Magnoliopsida; Fabales; Fabaceae
Exons: 7
Coding region: 1-1251 (416 amino acids)
Source: RefSeq, a predicted model, not a curated record